Messenger RNA from Sciurus carolinensis (gray squirrel), 2099 nucleotides. RefSeq names its product msh homeobox 2 (gene Msx2). The transcript has 2 exons. The record is from RefSeq and is a predicted model, not a curated record. The coding region runs from base 92 to 895 and encodes 267 amino acids. Gene Ontology annotation, cellular component: nucleus. Gene Ontology annotation, molecular function: RNA polymerase II transcription regulatory region sequence-specific DNA binding; DNA-binding transcription factor activity, RNA polymerase II-specific. Gene Ontology annotation, biological process: embryonic morphogenesis; regulation of transcription by RNA polymerase II. NCBI's taxonomy places the organism in Eukaryota, Metazoa, Chordata, Mammalia, Rodentia, Sciuridae.
CCCCUCCCGUCUCCCCCGCAAAAAGUUUGAGACGCUGCCGCCGGGCUGCCAGCGGAGUUGCGCGCCGGGAUCUACGUGGGGCAGGGAAGUCAUGGCUUCUCCGUCCAAAGGCAACGACUUGUUCUCGUCCGAUGAGGAGGGCCCGGCUAUGGUGGCCGGGCCGGGCCCGGGGCCUGGGGGCGCCGAGGGGGGCGCCGAGGAGCGUCGCGUCAAGGUCUCCAGCCUGCCCUUCAGCGUGGAGGCGCUCAUGUCGGACAAGAAGCCGCCCAAGGAGGCGUCCCCGCUGCCUGCCGAAAGCGCCUCGGCAGGGGCCACCCUGAGGCCGCUGCUGCUGCCGGGACACGGCUCCCGGGAAGCGCACAGUCCCGGGCCUCUGGUCAAGCCUUUCGAGACUGCCUCAGUCAAGUCGGAAAAUUCGGAAGAUGGAGCGGCGUGGAUGCAAGAACCCGGCAGAUACUCGCCGCCACCAAGACACAUGAGUCCCACCACCUGCACCCUGAGGAAACACAAGACCAAUCGGAAGCCUCGCACACCCUUCACCACGUCCCAGCUUCUAGCGCUGGAGCGCAAAUUCCGCCAGAAACAGUACCUCUCCAUCGCAGAGCGCGCGGAGUUCUCUAGCUCUCUGAACCUCACAGAGACCCAGGUCAAAAUCUGGUUCCAGAACCGAAGGGCCAAGGCAAAAAGACUGCAGGAGGCGGAACUGGAAAAGCUGAAGAUGGCAGCCAAACCCAUGCUACCCUCGGGCUUCAGCCUCCCUUUCCCCAUCAAUGCGCCCCUGCAAGCAGCGUCCAUAUACGGAGCGUCCUACCCCUUCCAUAGACCUGUGCUUCCCAUCCCACCCGUCGGACUCUACGCCACGCCAGUGGGUUACGGCAUGUACCAUCUGUCCUAAGGAGGACCAGAUCCACGGACUCCAGGAUGGAUGGAUGUGUGUUUAAAAGGGUUCCCCUCUGUCUCAAAGAAGGCGACCGGCCCAGUCCUCCUGCACGGGACCUUUCAGGCACCGUCCAAGUGGCUAGGCCCACAGGGCCCCAAGUCAUAGUUUGAGAUUCUUCUUUAGGUGGGAGGCACCACGUCCUGUUUACGGCGCCAUAUCCUAAAUGCCCCCUUCUCCUUUCCUGAAAAUUGGCUCUGGCAGUUUUUAUGUAUAAAUAUAUAUAUAAUAAAAUAUAAGACAUUUUUAUACAGCAAACAUAAAAAUUCAAAUUAUUUGGAAAGGGAAAAUUUAUAUACAUAUGCAUUUUUCUGUAUAUCACCUUAAAGAGACUAUAAGUCCAUCUGUUGUGUUUUCUUAAAGGGGGAGACCGGUCAUUUGCAAAUCUGCAAAUUUGAUGGUCUUGAUAGGCUGAUUUGACUUCCACUUAUGGAACACAAAUGCUAGACUUAGACACCAUGCAUGUAGGAAGUAGAUAGUGGAAAACUUCUGGCAAGUGAAGGAGGUUAUAACAUGUUUGCAUUUUAUGUGCAUAAGAAAAAGCUUGAGAUGCUUCUGUAUUUGACUCUAUUUCCCUUCCUCUGCAUAUUGUCAGCUUUAUCAUUUUUUCCAUAAGAUUGAAAAGAGGGGGAUGAGAAUAAUCCUGAGACCACCCCAGGGUAAGGUAGAAAAUAGAAAUACUUCCUAACUCUCCCAGAGCUGUGCUAUUUAACUCCAUUUCAGGUCAUCAGAGAGCAAAAAGUUAAAGGGUGUCAGAAGGAAUCGAUGAUUUCUAUGAAAUACUAGGUAUAUAUCAAUUUGCAAAGAUGAUUUGGGGGGGUGUGGAAGUGUAGUAAUUUUCUGCUUAAAAAAGCAAAUAUUUUGUAACCAUUACCUAUAUGCUAAAUAUUCUUAAAUAAUUAGUAGAUCCAGGAAGGAAAAAAAAAUCAUACUUUCUCUAUGUUCAUAUUGUAUGUGCUAAACUUAGGAAAAUUUUAUAUACUUUUUAACUUGUUGAGGGCAGAGGGUAAAGCCAUCAUUUAACUUGCUAAAAAUGGUGUUGUCAAACAGCCCAUUUAGCGUCUUGGUGUCUCACCUGCCUGUCCAGCUCCUUCCCCCCCUACACUUCUAUCCCUUUGAAAGGGUACAUUGUACAAUUUUAUAUAUUUUAUUGAAGAGUUAU